UGUGGAGCAACAGUACCUUUGCUGUUGUGUUCAUGUUGUACGUUUUUCUCCCAGUGUCAGCUUGGGUCUACCGAUUGUAAGGAAAUUCCCUGGAAACGCUCAGAUUAAAGUGUUGGCGAUAACCCAUUUGAUUCAAUUCAUUUUAGCAUUUUGUGAAUAAAUAAUACAGCCAUAGGCUUAAUUCAUUUGCAUUUUUUAAUGGACUGUUCAUCGUCGUUUCCUUUCCACUUUAGCGACGCAACAUCCUCUCAUUUUUCCCACAACUCGACGCGACUACGCGCGUAGCCAAGGGGACGGUAGGAAUUUUCGUGGUCAGCAUCACAGGUGCUCGUGGACCCUUUUGCAUAAUAUUGGACCACUUUCCCAAAUUAUGCUUAUGAGCAAAUUAAUGAAUGUAAUACACCAGGGAAAACAUCUGACCAGUCCGAAAGCAAGAAUGGAUCUGCACCUCAAACGUUGGGCUUAUUGUAACUGGGGCAUUGUCUAUCCAUAGCUGCUGUCGGAGUUCGGAUUAUACGAGAUCCACCGAACAUAAAAUGGCAAAUAAUUGGAAAUAACACUCGGCACUGCUUGGUUUUGAGGCUAUUCAUCAUCUGAAAUAUAUUAGCAUUUGUUAAUUUAAAAGAGGAAAUAAUACAGGCUGAAAUAUCAAACCACCGUCCUGCCAAAAAAUCGAAGACAACAUCUGUACUAGUGUAUUUUAAUCCCAUGGUCAUCUGCUGGGGAUUUCUCAAACUGCUCCGGCUGUUAACUUUUGCAAAGCUCAUCAUCAUCAACAUCAUCUGCCACUUCAAACGCAUCACGCCUCAAGAGGAGAAAGCCUAGCCGCUUUUGACAUUUCAAAAAGACGCUGAUCAAAGAAGUUGUUUGAAACGUCAGUUGGGAAAAGCACCUUCAUUAUGACCGUGAGUUGUGCCGAGUGACCCAGAUGAGUCCAUCGGACCACCAUGUCACAGAGGACAAUAGGAGGGACUGCUGACAUCACACUUGCAAUUGUUAAUUGACAUUUAUUUUUUUUGCCCAUCUCUGAUGACCAACGGGGUAGUAGUGGUCUUCUUGUGCUGUAUUAGUAGCAGCUGAACCAUAGACACAAACCAUAGAAGAUGGCACGGCCGGGCUCUGGCGUGCUGGUUUCGGUCAAUGGGCUUGGGUACCCUCCUCAGAACCUGGCCCGGGUGGUGGUGUGGGAGUGGCUGAAUGAACAUGGACGCUGGCGGCCAUACAGCGCGGCAACUUGCCACCACAUAGAGAACGUACUGAAGGGGGACGCGAGGGGGACUGUGGUCCUUGGACAGGUGGAUGCCCAGCUGGCUCCUUACGUUAUCGACUUGCAGUCCAUGCACCAGUUCAGACAGGACACAGGCACCAUGAGGCCAGUCCACAGAAACUUCUACGAGCCUUCGUCCGCCCCGGGGAAGGGCGUGGUGUGGGAGUGGGAGAACGACAGCGGCUCCUGGACGCCGUACGACAUGGAGAUCUGUGUGACCAUCCAGAACGCCUACGAGAAGCAGCACCCCUGGCUGGACCUGACCUCUCUGGGUUUCUGCUACCUCAUAGACUUCAACAGCAUGGCCCAGACCAACCGCCAGAGCCAGAGGAAGCGGCGGCUGCGCCGACGGAUGGACCUGGCCUACCCCCUCAUCAUGGGCUCCAUCCCCAAGUCCCAGUCGUGGCCCGUGGGAGCCAGCUCCGGCCAGCCCUGCUCCUGCCAGCAGUGCAUCUUGGUCAACAGCACCCGGGCCGCCUCCAACGCCAUCCUGGCCUCCCAGCGCCGUAAGCUGUACGGAGGGUCCGCGGGGGCUCCCGGGGCCACAGGCACGCUCACCGCAGUGCGGCAGAGUAACACCUUCGCUGGAACCACCAGCAACAUACAGCAUAACAACAUCAGCACAGGAGGCGGUCAGGCCAAAGCUGAACAGGUGCAGUCGCCCGUGUUCAGCGCCAACUUCUCCUGUUCCCCGGCACUGCCGUCCCUUCCGGCCGCGCACGGCCUCUCCCAUGUCCACGCACACUCCCACGGCCACCAUGCCAUCAUCAAUGGGCAGAACAACCUGAACCGGCCGGGCACCCAGCGCCUUUCCAUGGGUACUGCCAGAGGAGCCGUCCCACCAGGAGUCCCUGCCCUCCCUGUUAAGAACCUUACUGGAUCAGGACCAGUUCACCCAGCACUUGCAGGUAUGACAGGUAUCUUAAUGUGUGCGGCUGGCUUGCCUGUCUGUCUGACCCGGGCCCCUAAACCCAUCCUGCACCCGCCUCCCAUCAACAAGAGUGACAUGAAGCCUGUGCCCGGAGUCAACGGCAUCCGCCGCAAGACCAAGAAGAAGCACCUUAGAAGAGGGAAAAACCCGGAGGAUGUGGUCCGGCGAUACACGGAGAAAGUGAAAGUAGCCCCUGACGAGGACUGCACCAUCUGUAUGGAGAGGCUGGUGAUGUCAUCAGGCUACGAGGGUGUCCUGCAGCACAAGGGCAUAAAGCCAGAGCUGGUGGGCAAGCUUGGCAAAUGUGGGCACAUGUACCAUCUGCUGUGCCUGGUGGCAAUGUACAACAAUGGCAACAAGGAUGGCAGUCUGCAGUGCCCUACCUGUAAGGCUAUCUAUGGGGAGAAAACCGGCACCCAGCCCCCUGGGAAGAUGGAGUACCAUGUCAUCCCCCACUGCCUGCCCGGCUACCCAGAGGCCAAGACCAUCCGCAUUGUCUAUGACAUUCCUGCAGGCAUACAGACCACAGAGCAUCCCAAUCCAGGGAAGAAGUUCAGCGCUAGGGGCUUCCCCCGGCACUGCUACCUCCCAGACAAUGAUAAGGGCAGGAGGGUCCUGAAACUUCUCAUCAUGGCGUGGGACCGCCGCCUCAUCUUCACAAUCGGCACGUCCAGCACCACAGGUGAGUCAGACACGGUGGUGUGGAACGAGAUUCACCACAAGACGGAGUUUGGCUCCAAUCUGACUGGACACGGCUACCCGGACCCCAACUACCUGGACAACGUCCUGACAGAGCUGUCAGCGCAGGGGGUGGGGGAGGACAACCUGAAGGAGUGAGAUGUGGGGAGGGGGGCAGAGAGGCCCCCCCGAGGACCAGCGCCCAUAUAUGUACCUGACAUAGAGUCUCUGAAUAAAGGGGCUAUAUGUAAUACCAUAACUGACUUUCAGUCCCCACUCCCAAAACGGCCCCUCAGAUUCUGUAUGGUGGGGGGGGGGGGGGGGGGUCAAGGGAUUACCACAAAUGGCAUAGAAGUGGUCAAGUCAUGAUUUUGUUCCACUGGCAUUUGCAUUGACCUAAACGUAACAGUAAAACAUUUCUGACUGCAGUGUCAUUGUCUAUGCCUUGAGCGUGUGCAUUUUUGCCCAAUGUCAGCCUGAUAGGGUAGAUAUAUGGAAGGACAGGAUUUGAAAUGUUGAUCUC
Molecule: messenger RNA, 3399 nt
Organism: Esox lucius (northern pike)
Lineage: Eukaryota; Metazoa; Chordata; Actinopteri; Esociformes; Esocidae
Gene: dtx1
Product: deltex 1, E3 ubiquitin ligase
Exons: 10
Coding region: 1104-3035 (643 amino acids)
Biological process (GO): protein ubiquitination; Notch signaling pathway
Cellular component (GO): nucleoplasm
Molecular function (GO): ubiquitin protein ligase activity; zinc ion binding
Source: RefSeq, a predicted model, not a curated record